AUGAGUGAGAUUGUUCUAUCCAACACCACCUCAUGCUCCAACCAAUACAUCCCUGCCGAGUAUUCAAAUCCAGACCCCAUCAUGUCUACUGGUGCUUUCGAUUCAAUGGUUGAACAGCAAAAGAUGGAUUCACCUUCGGCUACUGCUGCAUUCGAUGAUGGUACCCAGCAACAACAACAACAACAGCAGCAACAGCAGCCUUUCUAUCAGGGCUACGGCUUUCAGCAAAUGCAAAUGAAUUACCAGCCGAUGCCAACAAUGGCAGCUGCUGCGGCCUAUCAGAUGCGAUUGAAUGGAUAUCAUCCUACAAGCCCAGAUGAUUCGAUAUCAUCCAACUCUUCGCCUCAAACGCCACCUGCUGCAGCCGCAGCUGGCAACAACAACAAUAACAGUAAUAUGGGUAUUACUGCUACAACCACCACUACCACUACAGCAACCACAACAACACCAGCUGUUAUGGAUAACUCAGUUUCUACAUGUUCCACAGCAGCAGCAGCAGCGGCUGCUGCAGCUGCGAUCAACUUUUCACAACUCUCUGUCCAACCUUUGGAUACGCCCAUUCCUCCUCCUCAACCUCAACCACCAACAGCCACGCCAUUGAUAUCAUCCUCAUCAUCGACAACCACAUUUUCGAAUUCGACGACUGAACGUGUGAAGGAGACCAUUGCCAGAGCCAACUCUGUUCCUAUGGAGUUUUAUCACACAGAGUUUCUUGAGUACUCAAAAGAGACAUACGAGCGUAAAAUGGAUGCUAAGCGUAACAAGCGCAAACGUUCAGCUGGUCUUCAUUCCAACAAUAGCUCUUCAGAGGAUCUUGUUAGCAAGAAGAAGCGAGAUGAAGCAGCAGAUUCUGAAGAAGAUGAUGUUGAUGAUGAUGAUUUGGACGAGCGAAACCAUGGUGGUGCUACAUCAGCCGAAUUGCGUCGACAAAUCCAUAUCCAAUCUGAACAAAAGCGACGAGCCCAAAUCAAGGAUGGCUUUGAUGAAUUACGAAAGCAUUUGCCUGGUUGCAACAAUAAAAAGAUGAGCAAGGCAGCUUUGCUCACUCGAACUGUUCAGCAAAUCCAGCACUUGAAGAACAUGCAAUCUGAGCUCUUGGCGGAGGUGGAGCGUCUUGUACAGGAGAACGACAAUUUGAAAAAGUUCCAGCACAAUGUGCUUCAACGACAAGCAAUGGAAAAGAUGUACACCUUCUAG
Molecule: messenger RNA, 1197 nt
Organism: Lichtheimia ornata
Lineage: Eukaryota; Fungi; Mucoromycota; Mucoromycetes; Mucorales; Lichtheimiaceae
Exons: 5
Coding region: 1-1197 (398 amino acids)
Biological process (GO): positive regulation of transcription by RNA polymerase II
Cellular component (GO): RNA polymerase II transcription regulator complex
Molecular function (GO): DNA-binding transcription factor activity; protein dimerization activity
Source: RefSeq, a predicted model, not a curated record